UCCGCCAUACGUAGUCCUGCCAAGACAGUUAAAUAUUCUCAAAACAGCCUCACUCUAAAAGCUCUGGCCACUGUGAUAGGAGGUUUCCAGCGCUGCUAUCCUGUUCUCCUCCUCUACAACUUCCUGAAGAAUCCUCAAUGGUAUUUUGAUCGCUCCUAUCCUCAUCGCCUCCUCUACAACUCCCUCGAAAACUAUCGAUGGUUACUACAACUGCUUCUAUCCUCUACGCCUCCCCCUACAACUCCCUAG
Haemonchus placei is the source of this 249-nucleotide messenger RNA. The record is from the annotation of a GenBank genome assembly. NCBI's taxonomy places the organism in Eukaryota, Metazoa, Nematoda, Chromadorea, Rhabditida, Trichostrongylidae.